AUGACCAGGGACGCAACGGUGACGAGCCGUAUCAAAAUUGCAUGCAGGAAUGAAGAAGAGCUACACAUGGUCAAGAAGGCAGUAGAAGCGAAAGGAGCCGCAGGCAUCAGAGUGCUGAGAGACGAACUCUACCCGAUCAAGGUGGACAACAUCAAACCUGCUAGCUGUUCUGGACGAACAUGGGGGGAUCCGCGCCGGGAGUGCGCCGCCAGCGUCUUGAAAUGCGUGCCAUGCGGAGGUCGACACGAAUCCGACGUUCAGCCGGAACUGCUGCUGAAAGGCUCUCCCCGUCUCGACAUGAGGUAG
Molecule: messenger RNA, 306 nt
Organism: Fonsecaea multimorphosa CBS 102226
Lineage: Eukaryota; Fungi; Ascomycota; Eurotiomycetes; Chaetothyriales; Herpotrichiellaceae
Exons: 1
Coding region: 1-306 (101 amino acids)
Source: RefSeq, a predicted model, not a curated record